Molecule: messenger RNA, 245 nt
Organism: Meloidogyne enterolobii
Lineage: Eukaryota; Metazoa; Nematoda; Chromadorea; Rhabditida; Meloidogynidae
Source: the annotation of a GenBank genome assembly
AUGGCUGUUGUUAUUUUGACAAUGAUGACUGUUGGUUAUUAUUCAAAGGCAGGGGAAUAUCUUUUUCCCUUUUUUAAUUGGAUUAAUCGAAGGUGUCCUAUUCCUCGAGGAUAUUUGUUUAACCGUCACAUAACAAGCUGAUUUUUCAAAAAAUAUUCUUUUGAUUAAUUCGAUUAAAAAAAGGGAAAACAGAAAAAAAAUUCGAGUAUUCUUUGUUGGAUAAAAUAAGAGACAGCCCCCAGUUC